Aspergillus mulundensis is the source of this 1413-nucleotide messenger RNA. RefSeq names its product putative ZIP Zinc transporter (gene zrfC). Lineage: Eukaryota; Fungi; Ascomycota; Eurotiomycetes; Eurotiales; Aspergillaceae. The record is from RefSeq and is a predicted model, not a curated record. Gene Ontology annotation, molecular function: zinc ion transmembrane transporter activity. Gene Ontology annotation, biological process: zinc ion transmembrane transport. Gene Ontology annotation, cellular component: plasma membrane. The transcript is spliced from 4 exons. The coding region runs from base 1 to 1413 and encodes 470 amino acids.
AUGAAAAUCGUUCUUCCCGUUUUGGCCGCUGUCGGUUUUGCCCGGGCGGUUUCUAUCACCGGUUGUCAUAAGCAUGGUGAUGACGUAUAUUGUUUGACUGAAGACGGCGGCGAAGUUCAGGUGCUUUUGGACAACACCCCAGCUGGAGACCCGCCUUCAGAAUAUACAGACUGUCACCAGCAUGGAAGCACAUGGUACUGCGUCGAUGCGGACGGGGCCGAUGUCGAGAUCCUAGGAGAAAUCACCAGCUCUUCCACUACCAACAGCACCAGCGAAGAGUCCACGGACACUGAUUCGACGGAAGAGAGCACAGAGGGAGAAAACUGCCAUUUCCACGCAGGCGUAGAACACUGUCUCUCACCCGGGGAAUCAGAAAGCGGCGGCAGCACCGGCGGGUCAUCCAGCGGCAGCAGCAGCAGCGGAUCUUCCUGCGGCGUCCAAACUCGGGAUUAUGAUAUGCCCCUGCGUAUCGGGACGCUCUUCGUCGUCCUCGUCACCAGCUCCAUCGGCGUCUUCCUUCCGAUGGGUCUCGUGAAACUCCCGUCCGCGACGAUCAACGCCUGGGCGUCGACCAUCAUCAAGCAAUUCGGUACGGGCGUCAUCCUCUCGACCGCAUUCGUCCAUCUCUACACGCACGCAGAUCUCAUGUUCGGCAACGAGUGCCUCGGCGGGCUCGAAUACGAAGCCACGACAUCGGCCGUCGUAAUGGCCGGUAUCUUCCUCUCCUUCCUGACCGAAUACCUCGGCCACCGCUUCAUCCUCGCUCGCUCGGCCCGCUCAGCAGCCGCCCCUCUACCCACCGACAACACCUCAAACGUCUCCUCCAAAUCCGCAGCCGAAGCAGAAGCCGAAGCACCACACCUGCAACCCCACCAACACACCCUCGCAGCCCUGGGCCACCACCACGGCGGCGACCCCACAAACCCCAACACCAAGCUCUCCGUGCUGGUCAUGGAAGCCGGCGUGAUCUUCCACAGCAUCCUAAUCGGCGUGACCCUCGUCGUGGCCGGCGACUCCUUCUACAAGACGCUCCUGGUCGUGAUCGUCUUCCACCAGUUCUUCGAGGGGCUGGCGCUCGGCGCGCGGAUCGCGCUGCUUCCCGGCCGCACGUUCCCCAGCAAGGCGAUCAUGGGCGCAGUGUUUGCGCUCAUCACGCCGAUCGGGAUGGCGAUUGGGAUGGGCGUCAUCCACUCGUUCAACGGGCAGGACCGGGAGACGCUCAUUGCGCUGGGGACGCUGGACGCGCUUUCCGCUGGGAUCCUGGUGUGGGUUGGUGUUGUGGAUAUGUGGGCGCGCGAUUGGGUUAUUGAGGGGGGCGAGAUGAUGAAUGCGUCGGUUGGGCAUGUUGCUGCGGGUGGGAUCUCGCUGGUUGCUGGGAUGGUUUUGAUGGGUGUGCUAGGGAAGUGGGCGUGA